Messenger RNA from Chenopodium quinoa (quinoa), 1635 nucleotides. Its product is annotated as biotin synthase-like. The coding region runs from base 342 to 1451 and encodes 369 amino acids. The transcript is spliced from 6 exons. The record is from RefSeq and is a predicted model, not a curated record. NCBI's taxonomy places the organism in Eukaryota, Viridiplantae, Streptophyta, Magnoliopsida, Caryophyllales, Amaranthaceae. Gene Ontology annotation, cellular component: mitochondrion. Gene Ontology annotation, biological process: biotin biosynthetic process. Gene Ontology annotation, molecular function: 2 iron, 2 sulfur cluster binding; biotin synthase activity.
UAUUUUAAUUUUUAAUAGAAAGUAAUUUAGCAAUUUAAUUCUCCCCUUUGUGGGAGUUCUUUAAAAAAAAAAAAAAAAACCCGAAAGGUGUCCCAUUCCUAUAGCAUCAGUUGUACUUUGCAAGUCUCACCUACUUAUCAACCCACCUAGCUAUUUAACGGAUCACUUCACUAACCCCCUUCAAUCUCCUCUCACCAUUGUUGACCUUUUCUCAUUACAUCUCCAUUAAAACAACUCAAACCUCUAAAACCCCAUCAAACAUCUUAUUCAGUUAACCCUUCUCUCUUCCUCUUUCUCUCUCCUCCAAAAACAGAGGAGAAGAAUUAGAGGCGGAGAAAACAAUGUUGGGUAUAAUAUCCAUACGCCACACUCUAAAACCCCAGAUUCUUGGGUUUCAUUGUUGUUGGUAUUCUUCUUCUGCUGCUGCAAUCGAAGCUUCCAGAAGUAUUAAAGAUGGGCCUCGCAAUGAUUGGACUCGUCCUGAGAUUAAAUCUAUCUAUGAUUCACCUGUUUUAGACCUUCUGUUUCAUGGGGCCCAAGUUCAUAGACAUGCUCACAAUUUUAGAGAAGUUCAACAAUGCACUCUUCUCUCCAUUAAGACUGGAGGUUGCAGUGAGGAUUGCUCAUAUUGCCCACAGUCCUCUCGAUAUGGCACUGGAGUGAAGGCUCAAAGAAUGAUGAAUAAGGACACAGUCAUUGAGGCAGCAAAGAAGGCAAAAGAGGCUGGAAGUACGCGAUUUUGCAUGGGAGCUGCUUGGAGGGACACUGUAGGGCGGAAGACCAAUUUCAACCAAAUUCUUGAUUAUGUUAAAGAAAUAAGGGAUAUGGGCAUGGAGGUCUGUUGCACCUUGGGCAUGCUGGAGAAGCAGCAAGCAGAGGACUUGAAGAAGGCAGGUCUUACAGCAUACAACCAUAAUCUUGAUACCUCAAGAGAGUUUUAUCCAAAUAUCAUUACAACUCGAUCUUAUGAUGAGCGACUGCAAACCCUUGAGUUUGUCCGUGAUGCAGGGAUCAAUGUCUGCUGUGGAGGAAUAAUCGGACUCGGAGAAACAGCCGAGGAUCGAGUAGGCCUGUUACAUACACUGGCUACUUUGCCUUCACACCCAGAGAGUGUUCCAAUUAAUGCACUUAUAGCUGUAAAAGGCACUCCUCUUGAAGAUCAGAAGCCAAUUGAAAUAUGGGAAAUGAUUCGGAUGAUAGCAACAGCUCGCAUAGUGAUGCCAAGUGCAAUGGUCAGAUUAUCAGCUGGGAGGAUCCGAUUCUCAAUGCCCGAGCAAGCCUUGUGUUUUCUUGCUGGUGCAAAUUCCAUCUUUACCGGUGAGAAGCUGUUGACGACUGCUAAUAAUGACUUUGAUGCAGAUCAAAAGAUGUUCGAGGUUCUUGGAUUAAUUCCUAAACCUCCAAGUCUAGAUGAUGCAGAAACAGAGGCAGUUGCAUCCAGUUCAGGUUAAGACUCCAAUUAAUGUCUUUAGUUUGUAGGAUACUGCUUGGCUACGAUCAAGUUAAAUGUAUGUUAACAUCAUUAUUAUUUGUUAUGCCCCCUUCCCACCUUUUAUCCCAAAGUUGUGUUUGGAUGCAUGGAAUUGUUUUUUAAUGUAUUAAUUUUAAUCCAAUUUAUCCAACAAUUUCUGAGAA